Molecule: messenger RNA, 1351 nt
Organism: Gadus morhua (Atlantic cod)
Lineage: Eukaryota; Metazoa; Chordata; Actinopteri; Gadiformes; Gadidae
Gene: lsm2
Product: smx5
Exons: 5
Coding region: 296-583 (95 amino acids)
Biological process (GO): mRNA splicing, via spliceosome
Cellular component (GO): U6 snRNP; P-body; U4/U6 x U5 tri-snRNP complex
Molecular function (GO): RNA binding
Source: RefSeq, a predicted model, not a curated record
GAUAGGGAUUAAAAUACUUUGAUUACUAAAUAGUAAUGCUGUGUUAGGGUGCUUUAGGUAAAGUCCUCGUCUCCUAACUUCUAGUUUCAUAAAAUCUUUAAAGUUUCCGUGAGAUAUCAGAACUUCUGGAAGUUACAUGGAAACAUUAGAACGGACCCCAAGCGGUGGUGUGGCGCCAUCUGGUGGAGGUCUUUUUCCAACGCACCUUAUGUUCCGCCGCUGAAAUAUGACGUCUUAUUGAACGUCAUCAGGCCGAGACGCCAGUCAACCAAACGAUUGAAAAGGCGCCGGGACAAUGCUUUUCUACUCGUUCUUCAAGUCGUUGGUGGGGAAGGAUGUGGUGGUGGAGCUGAAGAAUGACCUCAGCAUCUGUGGGACCCUCCACUCCGUCGACCAGUACCUGAACAUCAAGCUGACAGACAUCAGCGUCACGGACCCAGAGAAGUACCCCCACAUGCUGUCGGUGAAGAACUGCUUCAUCCGUGGCUCGGUGGUGCGCUACGUCCAGCUGCCCGCCGACGAGGUAGACACGCAGCUGCUGCAGGACGCGGCCCGCAAGGAGGCCAUGCAGCAGAAACAGUGAUGGCUCCCGGCCGUCGCCACGGCGACGAGGAGGAGGAGGGGGGGGGAGCGUUGGGUUGUCGUGGUCGCAGGCGGAGGUUGGACCGCUCCACUCUGGAGGGGGGAGAGGGGUCGGACCGCUCCACUCUGGAGGGGGAGAGGGGUCGGACCGCUCCACUCUGGAGGGGGAGAGGGGUCGGACCGCUCCACUCUGAAGGAGGAGAGGGGUCGGACCGCUCCACUCUGGAGGGGGAGAGGGGUCGGACCGCUCCACUCUGGAGGGGGAGAGGGGUCGGACCGCUCCACUCUGGAGGGGGAGAGGGGUGUCUACCAGUAUGGGGAGGGUGUUCUCGGACCACCGCUUGUGUUUCAUUUCCUUUUUUAUUCGUACAGAGCUUGGCAAGGGUGUGGAGGACGUGUUGGGUAUAAGAUGGUUGAUUCCACGUUUUCUUGUCCCUUUUCAGGAACGACAACAUUUAGUUUGUGCAGCCAAUGACUGGCCGGUUGUUACUUUUGAAAUAUUUGGUUUACAUUUGCUAUUUAGAAAGAAAAUACAGAUUUGGUUUAAACGCUGACCGCUGGUUCUAUUUGUCCAUGGUAAUAGAAUUAGUCUCUGAGGGAAAUGGUCUGAGAGCAUCCUGACUCAACAAGGUCGUAGAUAAGAUGCAUCAAGAAUUAUUUCUUUUUUUACCAUAGAAGACUCUUUGUAAGUAUUUCUGUUUGACGUUUGAUGGCUGUUUUUCUAUGUAACCGUCGAGGACUUGAUUAAAAUGUUUUGCCAUGAAUGCAA